Messenger RNA from Ahaetulla prasina, 2158 nucleotides. RefSeq names its product nucleoside-triphosphatase, cancer-related (gene NTPCR). Bases 1 to 699 code for a protein of 232 amino acids. The record is from RefSeq and is a predicted model, not a curated record. The transcript is spliced from 5 exons. Lineage: Eukaryota; Metazoa; Chordata; Lepidosauria; Squamata; Colubridae. Gene Ontology annotation, molecular function: ATP hydrolysis activity.
AUGUUGUUCUCCGCCCCCAAGUGGCUGGAGGAAACCAAAAAGAAGAAAAAAAGGCUCAGGGCCACUAAAUUCUCCCCCGCCCCGCGCAAGGCUCUUGCUUUCUCUCUCUGGGGCCGUCUGGCCAACAUGGCCACGCACGUUUUUCUCACGGGACCCCCAGGAAUUGGAAAAACAACACUGGUUCGGAAAGCUGCUGAAAUUUUGAAAUCAUCUGGUAUCCCCAUUGAUGGAUUUUACACAGAGGAAGUGAGAGAAAGUGGCCGGAGAACAGGGUUUGAUGUUGUCACUCUGAAUGGAAGAAGAGGAAUUUUAUCUAGAGUUGGCUCUGGUCAUUCAGCAGCAAGGCAUGAAUAUCGAGUUGGCCAAUAUGUUGUAGAUCUAGCUUCAUUUGAACAAUUGGCUCUUCCUUUGUUGAGAAACACUGAUUUUGACAGCAACUCAGUGAAAAAGGUAUGCAUAAUUGAUGAGAUUGGUAAAAUGGAGCUCUUCAGCCAGACAUUUAUUCAAGCUGUCCAACAAAUUUUGAAUGGAUCCGGGACUGUGAUACUUGGAACAAUCCCAGUGCCUAAAGGAAAGCCUUUGAGACUUGUGGAAGAGAUCAGAAAUAGAAAAGAGGUGAAAGUCUUCAGUAUUACGAGAGAGAAUCGAGAUGACAUUUUGCAAGAAGUUGUGACAGCUGUGCAGAACUGCCUAAAAUGAGAUGUUUGUCUUCACAUCCCACCUUCUGCUGCUUACAGUUUGAUGUUAUUUUCAUUAAUAUCUACAGCUUCAUUAACUUGGAAUAGGCUGGUGUAGGUGUUCUUGUUUUCAUAUGUGUUUUCAGAAGUUGAUUUCUGAAUCAUAAUUAAUUUGUUCAGGAAAAUAAAUGCACAAUACACAAACACAGCUACACAUUCACCAACAUACACUACAUUGUCGAAGGAGGGCAUUCCCAUGAUGUAAAGACUUGCCAAACUCUUAGCCGGUCUUCCACUCUCUUUGACUCAUCCAGGGUUUUAUGCAGUAUAUACCCAUUAUGCGUGGAACAUUUUUCAGGAAUACCAUUAGUCAAAAAGGGGUAGACAUGGAAAACUAGAAAAAGGGAGAUUUCUCAAAUGCCAAUGAAUUUUCUUUAAUUUACAAAACUCUGAGUUAUUUUAGAAAUUUGUCAAGGGCAUAGCUAAUGCAUUUUGAUUACUAGUUAUUAGCUUUUACACAGUUUGAAAAACACUUCACUGGCGUUUAGGGAUCUAAGGAAUCAAACCUGUUAGACAGUUUUAUUUGCCUCUGAAAAUAAAAGUUAAAAAUGACUGGAAGACUAGAAACAGGAGGCUUACAUUUAUCUAGUGCUAUUGUUGGGUUAUGAUGUGUGUGUGUGUGUAUGUGUGCGCACGCACACACACUGGGGUGGGUUCUACUUAACCUUUACUACCGGUUCGCAUCGUGCACGCGCAUGCACGUGUGCUCUGCUCGCACGCACUGUCUUCUGCGCAGAAGCUUCUGCGCAUGCACAGAUCACUUUUGAUGACAUUUGGGUCAGUGGGCGGAGCCUCCUGCUGGUUUUACUGCCAGUUCUAUAGAACUGUUCCAAACCGGGGGCAACCCACCACUGACAUGAUGUUGGUGAAAUAUCUACACACACACACAUACACACGAUGUUGGUGAAAUCAGAUUUUCCAAAAUUCCUUUAUCCCUUCAUUUGUUUGUUCAUUCAUUCAUUCAGCUCUUAACUUUUAAACAUUUAUCAAAUAUUUUCUAGCUAUUUAUUUCUACGUGGAAUGUAUUUCUCUUGUUAAUAAAUAAUUAUUAAUUAUUAAUUAUUUUUAAAAAAUCAGCUUGACAUUUGAUGCACCAAGUUAAAUUGCUGUUGUGCUCAUUAACGUGUAACAUUUUUUUUAAUUUUUCGUUUGUACCUUUUUCUGCUAAUAAAGGAGCAAUAAAUUACUGUGACACAACAUGCAUCCCACAAGACCUCUGAAUGGUGUUCAGGCAAAUUGUUUACCAUUUAAUCAGUUUAGCAUAUCAUGAAAGCUAAAUUCCCAGCCAGGUGCACGUGUUUUCAUACGCUGCAAUGUUUUUUUUGGCGCCAGCAAAAAAAAUGUAAAGAUACUCAAGCCGCUUUUCUUCUGGAAUGUGAAAUGUAACAUAUGUUCAAUUAAAGCAUUCCUUAGUCAAAGGA